AUGGCCGCAAUUAACCCUCCGCCGCUCAUCCCAGGCAUGACUGCGCCCCCUCCUUUGGCGAACCCUCCUACAGCGACCGAUGCCAAGCUCGCCGAGGAAUACCAUCUUCGAAUUGCGGCUCAGCGCCAUAUGCAUAUUGCUGGAUUCACCGACCAAAUGUAUACCGACUCGAAAAUAUAUGCGAAUGAGGUGCUGGCCGCUGUGGCCCUCAAUGCUGUCCCUCAGAAUGCCGCUCUCGCGGGUGCUCCUCUGUGGGCACAGCAGAUGCAUCAGCAGAGUCAACAGCAAUUUACCCAGCUCAAUGCCCGCAUAACCCAACUUGAUCAAAAUGCCCAACAGAGAAACCAACACCUCCAACAACUCAACAAUCGCAUUAACCAACUCAACAAUGUCUUUGAUGAGCUCAAGCUUGUUGUCUUUCGUACCAACAACCUCAUCAAAAGCGGUGGUGGUCCUGGGAACCCUCUCGACAUUGCUCCUGUCCUUGACCCUGUUGUUAAUCCCGCAAAUUUGUCUGCUCAUAACGACUGA
Molecule: messenger RNA, 531 nt
Organism: Mycena indigotica
Lineage: Eukaryota; Fungi; Basidiomycota; Agaricomycetes; Agaricales; Mycenaceae
Exons: 5
Coding region: 1-531 (176 amino acids)
Biological process (GO): vesicle-mediated transport
Cellular component (GO): membrane
Source: RefSeq, a predicted model, not a curated record